Messenger RNA from Brassica rapa (field mustard), 2134 nucleotides. Its product is annotated as tafazzin. Lineage: Eukaryota; Viridiplantae; Streptophyta; Magnoliopsida; Brassicales; Brassicaceae. The record is from RefSeq and is a predicted model, not a curated record. Gene Ontology annotation, biological process: phospholipid metabolic process.
GUAUUAUUCAUCUUCGUGAAACUUCCUUUUGCUGCAGCUGUUGUCUUCUGUAUUUGGUAUGCAUCGUUGGAUAUUUUUGUAUACAUUAUUAGGCUAACAGUAACCAUGAAAAUGUAUAAUCAUGAAAAUGUGCCAAAUAAUAUUUAAUAAGUAAGGUUUUGAAGAAAAAGGGAAUAAAUAGGCUAUGAUUGAUCUUAAUAUUUAGUUGGCUUUGUUUGAGUAAUGUUUUAGUCUUUCCUCCACAUUCUACAUCAGUAAUGUAAGAUUAAAUACAAAACAAAAUGAAACUAAAAAACCAUAUCACUCACUAGUCAGUGGUCACUACCAUGCGUAGGUAAUUUAAUUUACUGGGCCUCACUCAUAUUCACUAGUGACCUCCAGCGAGUCCAAUUACACCACUAAUAACACCUUCGUGAUUCCGUCUCGUAUCUGAAACGACGUGGCGCCAUGUCAUCGCCAUUAAUUUAUUUGUUUAUCCUAUGAUAAGUCGCAUUGUGGGCUAACAAAAAGCCCAUAUCAGAUAUUUACAUACGGGCCCACGUGUCGUUGAUCCAAUUGCUAUUAUGCGCGAAAUCUCACCGCCGUUCACGUUAACAUACUCCAAACCCUUUACGAGCUAUCUCUCUCCCUACCUCCUUCGCCGGGAAAAGUUUAUUUCCUCAGAAAGUUUCUUACUCGAAAAAAAUCUCGUCUUCGUAUCUGAAUCAGAGCAUUCAGUAUGGGAAUUCAAUUAUUUGACAAGGCGGAUCUAUGGAAGAGUUUGCUGCUGCUAAAGGUCCAGCUCCGUGAUCGAUUUCGAAUCGCCGUCGACGAUCACCGUGGCAGAGCCGCGGUUUUAUAUACGGACGGUUACUUCUCCUCCUCCAUCCACCGCUUGGCUGCUCGAUUCCGGAACUUCCGCCGCGAGUCUCUCCCUUCUGCCCCCGCUUUCUAUCGCAGAAGAGUACCUAAAGAUUUGACGGCAGAAGAAGAGUCUGCUAUCUUCCGGAUGCUUCAAGCUGUGGCUGUUCCACUUAUUGGAAACGCUUGUCAUGUUUUCAUGAAUGGUCUUAACCGUGUUCAGGUGUAUGGUUUGGAGAAGUUGCAUGAUGCUCUGCUCAACAGACCAAAGAACAAGCCUCUUGUAACGGUUAGCAAUCAUGUGGCAUCCUUGGAUGAUCCAUUUGUCAUUGCUUCGUUACUUCCGCCUAAGCUUCUACUCGAUGCUCGUAAUUUGAGGUGGACGCUUUGUGCUACAGAUAGAUGCUUUAAGAACCCUGUAACUUCAGCUUUCUUUCGAUCCGUCAAAGUUUUGCCAGUUUCUCGCGGUGAAGGAAUUUAUCAGCAGGGAAUGGACAUUGCGAUUUCGAAAUUGAAUAAUGGUGGAUGGGUUCACAUAUUUCCAGAAGGUAGUCGCUCUCGGGACGGUGGCAAGACUAUGGGCUCAGCAAAAAGAGGUAUUGGAAGGUUGAUUUUGGACGCAGAUACCCUCCCUAUGGUUGUUCCAUUUGUGCAUACUGGUAUGCAAGAUAUAAUGCCUAUAGGAGCCAGUGUUCCACGGAUUGGCAAAACAGUGACAGUGAUCAUUGGAGAUCCUAUUCCCUUUAAUGACCUUGUAGACACUGAAGGAGCCAAACACGUUUCAAGGAAGCAGUUGUAUGACACUGUAUCUUCCAGGAUAGGACAAAGAUUGCACCAGUUGAAGCAACAGGUUGAUAAAGUAUCUCUGGGAGCACACUAUUCAGAAGAAUCACCAGCCCUUCUUGGUAAACAAAUUUCCCAAACCGACGUCGUCUCAAAUGGUUUGGAUUGUCAGGUUCCUAAAAGGGGAUUGCCAUCCGAAGGAAGCAUCAGCCUGAAGGUUAAGAGGUUUCUGGACUCUACAGAGAUCAUGGGGUUUGCGGCUAAAGGGUUGUUUCAGAGCAAUUACAAGAGUAGGGAUGAAUCUGCAAACUAUGGUGAAAUCCGGGGUUUAAAGGCAUGGAGAGAGUAUUAUGAUGUAAACAAUGGAUUACAAAAACUCGAUUACACUUACUAAUUUGCAUUAUGAUCAUUAGUUUAGUUACAGAAGCUCGGUUUUGAAUAACAGAAUUUUAUGGAUAAAUGUGCUGUACUUAAUGCUUGUGCUAAUCUGAUCACCUAGCAUUGGAUCUUA